Molecule: messenger RNA, 3845 nt
Organism: Carica papaya (papaya)
Lineage: Eukaryota; Viridiplantae; Streptophyta; Magnoliopsida; Brassicales; Caricaceae
Product: 3-oxo-5-alpha-steroid 4-dehydrogenase (DUF1295)
Cellular component (GO): membrane
Source: RefSeq, a predicted model, not a curated record
GAAACACAACCCUGAUCUGCUCAAAACAAUCCCAAACUUUAGCUUCUUUUUUAAAAGUUAGUUUAAAAGUGAUUGGAAAGGAUAUUUCAAGAGGUGCCGCACUACAAGUUCUCCCAUAAGUUUAUUCUAAAUCCAUAUCCAGCCCUUGGAAUUAAUAAGGUCAGAAUCCUCAUGACAAUUAUUUAUAAUGUUUUUCAAUGAACUCAAAGCUUGGGCAUUAUUACUCAUACCUGUCAUUCAAUCCCCUUUCAUGAGGCCAUAUCUAGUCCUAAUCAUCUUCCACCACAGCUUCCUUUGACUCAUAUGAAGUCUCCAUAAUCACCGAGCCCGAGAGCCAUAUUAAAUAGGGAGAGAGAUCAAAUACUUCAACCCCAAGCAGAUAUAGGCUGUUUGAUAUAUUUCCAAUUAACCAGGUGAUAAUUCCUCUCUUCUCCAAGUUGCUCUGAAGGAAACGACACUGGAUUUCUUCAAGGCUUUUAGCCAGUGAUGAGCAUGGAGAACAGAAAAAUUGAAUAAAUUUGGAGAUUAGAGAGUGUAUUUCUAAUGAGAGUAAAUCUGCCACCUCUAGGGAGAUAUCUUCUUUUCCAACUGCUAGCGAUGUUUCCAUGUUACUGAUCAUGGGAUUCCAAAUUUGAGCAAGCACACCCUCCAGAUGGACCAAUUCUGAUUUGUCUAGAUGGAUCUCUAAGCAGAGAGCCUAAAAUGCAACAGGAGGCAUCUAAUAUAGAUGAAUGAGGCUAUGUUUGCUUACAAAAGAGAGUAGCAAAGAGGAGAUGGGCCAGCACCUGCUCAUUCUCACCAUCCUCCUCCUCUGAAACAGAUUUUUCUCUAUGGCAUUGGUGGUCAUCUUGUUGAAAGUUUCCAUGAACAAAAUAACAUGAAAGGGGGAUAGAGAGUUACCUUGCUUCAGGAGGGCUUGAAGAACCUGCAAGGUCCCCCAUUAAUCAGAACAACAAAGGAGGCUGAAGAGAUGAACCAUUUAAUCCAGUUGCACUGACUAAUAUCGAAAGCCAUUUUUCUGUAGAUUUUUACCUUUAUCCUUUAUUUUCUCCAUGUGCUGCCUAUAUUUUUCCAACUGAAAUUCUUCCACUUGAAUUCUACCCUGGAUAAGUUGAUAAUUUUGAGUGGGAUGUGGCCUGUGUUUUCAUUCUUGAACCUAAGGCAGAUUGUAAUCAGUGGAGGAACAAAAUUUUAUCACAUGGUGACAGUUUUUUUUUUGUCUAAAUCAGAUUAUACAAAAUUGCGGCUAGAAGAUAUUAAACAUGGAUAAUAAAACAUGUCUUCGCUUCAAAUCCUGUGAAACGUUUAAAAUGUAAAAUUAGGGAGUUGCAUAGAUCAAUGUCUGGAAAGUGGAGUUUUAUGGGUAGACAUGUAAAAGAUAGUGACUUGUACUCGUAAUGGCAUCAUAGGAGAUUCAGUUUUUGGUAGCCUUAUCGGCUCAUGAACUUGGAUGAAAAAACAGAAUAGACUGCUACAUGAGAGAACUGCUACUUCAUCCGAUUACUGCUAAGCUCAGUUGGUUGCUGCUCAUUUUUGUUUCUUGUAGGACUCUUUUGUUCCAGUUAUUUUGGUUGAGAACAGUGGGAGAUGCAAUAAAAAUGAGAAUGACGAAAAGGUUCUUCCAAAUGGUGAAACUUGGGUUCCAAACUUGGUAAAAGGAAUUGUAGAUGUUGCAACUAGUAGGAGCAAAGCUAUUGUGGUUGACAAGAAGUUGAUAGAUGGGUCUAACUCAGAUGACAGGGGAAAGAUGUUGAUCCCACUCAUAAUUGCGGUUCAGUUUGUUGUUGUCAAAUUGAUACAAAGAGCGAUCAGAAAUGACAUAGCAAAAAGCGGCAGACCUUUGUGAGAGCUGCAAGAUGCUUGUUUUGAUUUGAAGUAGAGAGAUCGGAAUGACCAGAACAGCCCAUGAUGCUUCGAGCACUGAUAUGCUUUAGGGAACAUAAUUUUCUCCAGCACCUAACCAAGCCUGCUAAAGUAGGAAUAAAAUAUUGCAUGUUGAAGAGGACCCUCUGCCCUUUCUUUUAAGCCUAUGAAGCGGCGGGAGCAGCCAUGGAUGGCCCCUCCAUCCCAAGAGUAGGUGGCUGGAAGUGAGUUGGGCAGGUUUUUGCUUUCUAUGUGCGUAGAUUGGGGAGAGAUUGGAAGGUCUGGAAGAUGAAGAAUAAGAGGAUGGCCAUGGGGGGACCAUGAUAAUGUACAUAGGCAUUUGAGCAUAUGAUUGCAGCUAUCGGCCGUAAAUCACCAUCAUCAUUAAAGACACCAAAUCACGAAGAUUGCAGAUUGCAGACAUUUUUUGUUCUUUUUUUUUUUGCAGAAAACUCCUCCAAACAAAUUCCAAAUUUUAAAAUUCAUCAAAUCAUGAGUAUGAUUAACUAAACCUAAUCAUGCCUAUGGGCCAUCGGCAAUUAGCUGUGGGCAACCGCUUCCGUCAUCAACGGACAGAUCCACUCCAGACUCCUCCGUUGUCCUUUUUCUAUUUACUUUUUGAACGUUGCAGAGCAAAAACUACAGAUAUAAGUAGGCUUGUGAUUCGAAAUGUAAGCAGCCACCAAAAAAGCCAGUUAGAGAUCUCGAUAUGGCCGGUAACUUGAAAAAUGCGGUGAUUGCAUUUCUCGUUUCGCUUCCGUCAAUAUUGUUUUAUGUCUUCUUCCUCAACUACCAACAGUCUCCUACCGGAGAAACCAGCUUUCUCUCUUCUCUGUUUUCGUGGUGCUUUAACCAGCCUCUUCUCUUAGCCAACAUCCUCUUCUUCUUCAAUGUCAACGUCCUUUUCUGGGUCAUCGGUCAAAUCCAAUCCAGUCACUGGAUGAUAGAUUUGUAUUGGACUGUCAUACCGGUGAUGCUUCUUCACUACUACGCAACGCACCCUUUGGCGCAGUACAAUUGGUGGAGAUCUAGAAUUGUGAUGGUAAUGACGUGGGUGUGGAGUAUCAGGCUCACCCACAAUUACUUCAGGCGUGAAAAAUGGCAGUGGGGUGCGAGGGAAGAUUGGAGGUUCUACGAUUUGCGCCGACAAUAUGGCAAACACUGGUGGUGGGUCUCAUUCUUCGCCGUCUACGCUUCGCAGCAGGUUUUCCUUAUUGGGAUUUGUCUCCCGUUGUAUGUGGUUCAUUCGAUUGAUAAGGCGUUGAAUGUCUGGGAUUUUGUUGCUGUGUCGGUUUGCUUCAGUGGCAUUGUCAUAGCACACUACGCUGACACACAGCUCCAUGAAUUUGUAACCAGAAACAACAAGCUAAAACAGCUUGGAAAGCCAGUGGUGCCUAAUUUAGACAGUGGGUUGUGGCAGUACUCGCGUCAUCCUAACUAUUUUGGGGAACAAUUAUGGUGGUGGGGACUGGUUAUAUUUGCAUGGAACUUGGGACAGGGAUGGACUGUUGUUGGAGCACUAAUCAAUAGCUUGUGUUUAGCUUAUGUGACUUUGCUUGUGGAGGAACGAAUGUUGAAGCAACAAUAUAGAGCUGAAGCGUACAGUCUAUAUCAGAAGACAACAUCAGUGUGGAUCCCCUGGUUCAGGUCAUCUGCAUCUGCAGUUAAAGAGAAGGACACUUGAUCUGACAUUUGUAACUGUGGUACAAGCUUCGGAAUUUAACUUAUUUCAUAUCAUCCAUAUCUUGAAUUCCUAUCUUGUACCUUGAGCACUUGUUCAUGUACUUUGUUGAAUUGGAAGGAGGAUGGGAGUUAUUUCUGCCUGCUCAAAUAUCUUUGAACAGAGUUGUGAGAAUUCUCUCAGCUUUUCUCUAAAAUUUCUAUUUUCCAAUAUUUCUUUGAAGCUGUAUGAUGUAGUAAGUGUGAAAUCUCUACAAAGUGUAACUAAAUAUUUAAUAUGGGAGUUUAUGAUUCAUGCCUUA